UUUAUUUUCAAGAGGCUGUUGCGCUGCUGCUUUCCCCUCCCACUCCUUCAGUGCGACAGCCUCGGAAGCUGAUGGAGAGACAGAAAGCACGCAACUGAAAAAAAUUCAGCUGUGGAAUCUGUGGACCAAAUGGUGUGAAUCCGUCUCAAGUUUCUUUCCUUAAUCACCAAUUGUUUCAGCAUUACGUAUUGAAUAAUGCAACCUUCUUCUACUGAUGUGAAAUAUCCACAGCUGUUCUCCCACUAGGUGUCAAAGGAAAAUUGCCUGGAACCAGACUUGUGCCUGCACUAUACAACGAACUCAUCCAAAUUAGAGACACAAGCCUUUACCUCCACAGAAUGCAGACCCUCCUCCCAUGUAGCCCACAGAUGACCUACAGCAUAAUGGAGCACUCCCCUGAGAUUCAUUAAUAUACACCACAGCAAAAAAAUUUGCCCCUUAUCACAUGGACACCUUCCAUGUUGCUGAGCUCUUUUAGAUGCACACAGGUUCUCUUCAACACAGAGACCAAGCUAAAGGACAUUUAUCUCCACCACAUGAGGACAGACAUGAAUUACCAUGUCAUUGAGCUACAGUUCUGGCCCACAGCAUAGAUACAGCCUGGUAUCAAUUAAGAGCAAGGCCUCUGGACGCAGGCUUCCUGGGCUUGCCUCCAGACCCCAUCCCUUACUAAUUGUAUCGCCACAGGUCUCUAACUUCAGAUAUCGUAGGCUAUCCAGCCUCUGGUUCGUGGCUGUCCAGGCAGUGUCAGCCACAGUACAAGAUGGAGAAAGGGCUGCAUGCGUGAUGUGCAUCUGCCACCUAGUGACCACACUGAAAUCCAAGAUGGCAGCUCCCAGAGGACACUGUGUCUGAGGUGCAGGACAGCAUUGACUGCACAGCGACCAAAGGACUGAACUCUGGGGCCUAAAACACCAGAGACUGUGUUUCCCAGGUUCCAGUAGGACAAGCAACAAGGAAAGCAGCAGGCUUGCAGGACUCUGAGACCUCACCUACCAAGAAGUCUUGUCAGUGGGAUCCAUUCACCCACAUUCCAGCUUAUAGUUCAGCCUGCCAUCUCCAGUUAAAUUCAUUAUGGCAUACUAUCCACACUUCAGCCUUUUGGAAGUUUGCCAGGAUGCUUUUGAAAUACAUGGAUUGGCUGAGGAAGAAGAGGAGGAUGAAGAGGAUGAAAUGGAAGAGAAGAGGGAAAAUAUGGAAGAGGAGGGGGAAGAAACAGAAGAGGAGGAGGAGGAAGAAGCAGAAGAGGAGGAGGAAGAAGCAGAAGAGGAGGAGGAGGAAGAAGCAGAAGAGGAGGAGGAAGAAACAGAAGAGGAGGAAGAAGAGGAAGUGGAGGAAGGGGAAUGGGAGGCCAUUGAUGGUGAUACCACAUUAUCUGCCUCUUUAAAAAUCACCAUACCCUCCUUCUGUCCUUCCCCACCUUACACUUUCUCAUCCAAUCUGAUGUGGGGCAAUCUAGAUGAGGUUGUAAGCUCUAUUGCCUGGAUGCCAACUAUUGUCCAGAGUCCCCAGAGCUUUUACAGCCCCACUUCAUGUAGCAACUUAGAUGAAGAGAAUAGCAGCCAAGAAGAAGAGACUUUAAACAACCUGAAGUUGACAGAUGGUUCUUCAUGGAGAAAACUCCAAAACCAAAAGGUGACUGAACUGGUAAAUUUCCUGAUCCUCAAAUAUAGAAUGAAGGAACCCAUAAAAAAAGUAGAAAUGCUCAGUGUUGUCACAGAAAACUAUGAGAAACAAUUCCCCAUUAUUUUUGAGGAAGCUUCUAGAUGCUUAGAGAUGAUUUUUGGUAUUGAUAUAAAGGAAUGUGAUCCUGUAAGCAGUUCUUAUGUCCUUACCAACUCACUGAACCUUACAUAUUAUGAAAUGGUAACUAAUAACCAGAGAAUGCCUAGAAAUGGCUUCUUGAUAGUUAUUCUGGGUGUGAUAUUCAUAGAGGGGAGCUGUGCUUCUGAAGAAAGUAUGUGGAAAUUCUUGAAUAUGAUGGGAAUAUAUGAUGGAGAGGAGCACUUCAUUUAUGGGGAGCCAAGAGAGUUCCUCACCAGAGAUUUGGUUUACCAAAAUUAUCUGAAAUAUCAGCAGGUGCCCAAGAGUUAUCCUCCACGCUAUGAGUUUUUGUGGGGUCCAAGAGCCUACUCUGAAACCACCAAAAUGAAAGUCCUCGAGUUUAUGGCCAAAAUGACAAGUAGGGACCCAACUCAUUUCUCAUGCUUAUAUAGUGAGGCAUUCAGAGAUGAGGGAGAGAGGGCCUGAGCCAGAAAGGGCCUCAUGGUUUAAUACCAUGUUAAUAACAGCAUGGGGCAGCCAAAUUUCUGGUUUUAAAGAGAACAGUUACCAUUUUAAGUAAGGGAAGAUCAAGGUUAGUCUGGCUAUGGGUUAGAACACAGUGUAAGGCAACUUUGUGUUCUGGUUCUAGACAGUGGUAGUUGUUUCAUCUUGUUUUUCCCCUUUUCCAUUUCUCUAAAGCUGGUCUUUGUAGUUGUAAGUGUGUUAUAUUACAUUUGCAAUGUCAGUUUAUGAGUACUUAUAAUUCUUUUUCUGAUUCAUCUGGUUUUGAGACAAUAUAGGGGAACUAGCUAUUCAAUGGUUAAUAUUUGUGUUUCUUUAAUACUUUCAGUCAACUCUAAAAUGUAUACCUAUAUUUGUCCUGUUUAAUAAAACAUGAAAGAUCAUAAUAAAUCUUACUAUCUCUG
Messenger RNA from Meriones unguiculatus (Mongolian gerbil), 2690 nucleotides. Its product is annotated as melanoma-associated antigen 10-like. Lineage: Eukaryota; Metazoa; Chordata; Mammalia; Rodentia; Muridae. The record is from RefSeq and is a predicted model, not a curated record. The transcript has 10 exons. Gene Ontology annotation, cellular component: nucleus. Bases 1075 to 2250 code for a protein of 391 amino acids. Gene Ontology annotation, biological process: negative regulation of transcription by RNA polymerase II.